Wallemia mellicola CBS 633.66 is the source of this 545-nucleotide messenger RNA. Its product is annotated as NatB N-acetyltransferase complex catalytic subunit Nat3. The transcript has a single exon. The record is from RefSeq and is a predicted model, not a curated record. Lineage: Eukaryota; Fungi; Basidiomycota; Wallemiomycetes; Wallemiales; Wallemiaceae. Gene Ontology annotation, cellular component: NatB complex. Gene Ontology annotation, biological process: N-terminal peptidyl-methionine acetylation. The coding region runs from base 1 to 531 and encodes 176 amino acids. Gene Ontology annotation, molecular function: protein-N-terminal amino-acid acetyltransferase activity.
AUGACAACAAUCAAAUCAUUCAAAUCAACGCAUUUGUUAAAAAUUAACAAAAUUAACCUCGACUAUUGGACUGAAACAUACUCAAUUAGCUUUUAUCAAGAUUAUCUUAUUAGGAAUCCAAAGUUAUGCUUAUCUAUUAGUCACCCAGAUGAUAGUCUAAUGGGCUAUUUAUUUGGUAAGAUUGAAGGUAGAAAUAAGGAACUACAUGGUCACGUUACAGCUCUAUCAAUUUCACCUUUAUACCGUAAAAUCGGAUUAGCGAGUUUAUUAAUGAAAAAAUGUGAAGAAUUAUCAAACAAUCUAGAUAAAUGCUACUUUGUUGAUUUAUUCGUUAGAUUAACAAACAGUAACGCUAUAAAAAUGUAUACAAAACUCGGUUAUAGUGUAUUCAGACGUGUGGUAGGAUAUUACGGUGAUAAAGAAGAUGCAUAUGAUAUGAGGAAGUGCUUAGAUAUUGAUAAAGAAGGUAUUUCUAUACGUGAGAAUGGUCAUUUAGUUAGAUGUUCACCUGAAGAUACAAUAUUUAAUUAAUUUGUACAGAAUAU